This is a messenger RNA of Oikopleura dioica, 921 nucleotides long. The record is from the annotation of a GenBank genome assembly. Lineage: Eukaryota; Metazoa; Chordata; Appendicularia; Copelata; Oikopleuridae.
AUGUCGUUAGUUCGAUGUCGGAUAAAGCGGCUCGCCCAGCUUACAUCGUCGGUAAAACAAGUUACACUCGAGGCUACAGGGGACGAACGCUUUAACUUUCAACCCGGCCAGUGGGUUGAUUUCUUUCCACCAAAUUUUCUCAAUCCAGGAGGUUACUCGAUUUCCUCGUCGCCGAAGGAUGAGGAAAUGGAAUUGGCAAUAAGAGAGGCUCACCACCCGGUGGUCAGGUGGAUUUAUGAAGAAGCAGAGGUUGGAGAUAAAGUUUCGGUUCAAGUCGGUGGCGAUUGGUUCUUGAAGAAAAGAAAGAAUGGACAGAAGAAUCUGCUGCUAAUCGCCGGGGGAGUUGGAAUUAAUCCGAUUCUUUCGAUGCUCAGACAUUUAUCCUCCGACGACGAUGGCUGGGAAAGCAUCACAUUACUGUAUUCGGGGCGUCACUGGGACGAUGUUUUGUAUAAAGACGAGUCGCUUUUGUGCUUGGAAAGUCUGCCACAACUCAACAUUAAAAUAUUUUUGUCAAAUCAACAAUCACUUGGAAACUUGGCCGAUUCUCGUCGCGUUUCUUUUAGAUUGGGAAGAAUAUCGGAAAAAGAGGUGAAAGAAUUCGACAACAGGGAAACAGUAUCGUAUCUCUGCGGACCUCCAGCGAUGAGCGACGAAACCAGAUUCGGACAAAUUAAAAUGCAGAACGACGAAGGACGCGUUGUCGAUCUUUACAUCCCCCGAAAGUGCACCGCCUCCAACCGACUCAUCGGCGCCAAGGACAAGUCCUCUAUCCAGAUCAACUUCUGCGAUGUCGAUCCCGGUACUGGCGUCAUGUUGAAGACCAACACCACCUUCGCCAUUUGCGGAGCUCUCCGCCGAAUGGGCGAAUCCGAUGACUCCAUCUACCGACUCGCUCGAGAACAAGGUCUUGCCAAGUAA